Messenger RNA from Centropristis striata (black sea bass), 1148 nucleotides. RefSeq names its product ATP synthase F1 subunit gamma (gene atp5f1c). The record is from RefSeq and is a predicted model, not a curated record. Gene Ontology annotation, molecular function: proton-transporting ATP synthase activity, rotational mechanism. The transcript has 9 exons. Gene Ontology annotation, biological process: proton motive force-driven ATP synthesis. The coding region runs from base 77 to 958 and encodes 293 amino acids. NCBI's taxonomy places the organism in Eukaryota, Metazoa, Chordata, Actinopteri, Perciformes, Serranidae.
AAGGCAUCACUCCCUCCAUUUUGCCGUCAGUUUGCGCCUGCGCAGUCCUGCGUGUCUGACCUUCAUAGCAGUAACCAUGUUCGCCAGGACCAGCGCGUUGGUUUUCGUCCCACAAUGUGGGCAGGUCAGGAACAUGGCUACCCUGAAGGACAUCACCAUUCGGUUGAAGUCCAUCACCAACAUCCAGAAAAUCACCAAAUCCAUGAAGAUGGUGGCUUCUGCUAAGUAUGCUCGUGCUGAGAGGCAGCUGAAGCCGGCCAGAGUCUACGGCACCGGAGCUCUGGCCCUGUACGAGAAGGCCGACAUCAAAGCGGCGGAGGAAAAGGGCGGCAAGCAUUUGCUGGUCGGAGUGACUUCUGACCGUGGCCUCUGUGGAGCCAUCCACUCCUCCGUGGCCAAGGCCAUUAAGGCGGAGAUCGCCCACCUGACCGAGGCUGGCAAGGAGGUCAUGGUGGUCAAUGUUGGAGACAAGCUGAGAGGCCUGCUGCACAGAACUCAUGGACAGCACAUCAUGCUGAACUGUAAGGAAGUCGGCCGUAAGCCUCCCACCUUCAGCGACGCUUCAAUCGUUGCCACCGAGCUGCUCAACUCUGGAUACGAAUAUGACCAGGGCACCGUCUUCUUCAACAGAUUCAACUCUGUGAUCUCAUACAAGACGGACAAGAAGCCUUUGUUUUCCGACGACGCUGUGGCUAACGCAGAGGCCAUGAGCAUCUAUGAUGACAUCGAUGCUGACGUGCUGAGGAACUACCAGGAGUUCGCUCUGGUCAACGUCAUCUACCUGGCCUUCAAGGAGUCCACCACCGCCGAGCAGAGCGCCAGGAUGACCGCCAUGGAGAACGCCACCAAGAACGCCACUGAGAUGAUUGAGAUGCUGACCCUCACCUUCAACCGCACCAGACAGGCCGUCAUCACCAAGGAGCUCAUCGAGAUCAUCUCUGGAGCUGCUGCUCUAUAAACGGGCGAGAUCUUCGUUUCCAUUAUCUAUAGCUCUUCAAAGUACUUCAGACAUGUUGUCGAGAGUCUAUGAACAUUUGUGCUUCUAUUUGUAAAAUAUAUGGAGAAAAUAAACCUCUUGCAGAACCUACAUUCUUUUCAUCUGUAUCUGUCUUUCCUCCCAAUAAAUGCAGAUGACUGACAAACAUGAA